UCAAUGUAACGCACAUGAACCACGAUCUGUGAACGAAGCCCAACAACUGGAUCCUACGGUAAUGUUCACGUGUAUAUAAUUCAUAUAAUUCAAUCUCAAAGACGUUAUUUUGUCCCGAAUAGAUUUAUAUAAUGGCCCUGGCUGUAGUUGGAGUCGUGGUUUAAACGUCAUGGAAACAGUCCCGCCAACUUGUGAAUAGUUUUCCUUCUACUUGUAUUUCACUCGUAUUCAAACUCGAUCAUGGCGAGUGGCAGCAGCGCGGAAAUGGAUCCUGAUGUUGCUCGGAGGCUGUUCGAAGAAGGAGCCACGCUGGUCCUGAUGGGGGUGCCACAAGGUACGGAGCUCGGCAUUGACUGUAAAAGCUGGCAGGUUGGACCCCGUUUUAGAGGGGUCAAAAUGAUUCCACCUGGUCUGCACUUUCUCAACUACUGCGCUGUGAACCAACCCAACUGUGGUGGAGAGGUCGGCCCAAAGAGAGGCCUCUUCCUCACCUUGAAACCAAAAGAGAUCCUGCUGGCUAACUGGGACCCGAAGGAAGAAGAUCUGGAUUUUUCUGCAUCUCAGAACGAGGAAGAGGUGAAUAAAAUCCGUGCAAAUCUGAGAGAUCUGGACCCUUACUUAGGACCGUAUCCCUAUGAAGUGAUGAGGAAGUGGGUGUCUCUGACGGACCACUUGAAUGAAGAAGUCGCGAACAACCUGCAGCCUCUCUCUGGCCGAAUAUGUGCCUUCAGCGAUGUAAUUCCCGAAACCCAGUACAGACACACCAAGGACAGAGCAGAUCAGCCCAGGAAUGACGUCGCCUGCCAGAGCAUGAAAGAGGGCCUGGACAGACUUCCUCGGAUGAAGAUUCGGGAAGGCACGGAGCUGCGUUUCUCCAUCAUCCCUGAGAAAAACUACCCCCCUGGUGCCACCCCAGCUCAGAUAACACAGUACAGCAUGGACCUGAGCUACACUCUGGAGUUAGUACUGGAGAAGAACCACAAGCUGAAUCCUCUCAACUUGCUUGGUGAGCUGCAGUUUGCCUUUGUGUGCUUCAUCAUCGGGAAUGUGUAUGAAGGAUUCGAGCACUGGAAACGUCUGCUGACUAUCCUUUGUCGUGCCGAGUCCUCCAUGCACACGCGCAAGGACUUGUAUUUGGGUCUCAUUGCUGUGCUCUACCACCAACUUGGAGAAAUUCCUGCAGAUUUCUUUGUGGACAUCGUUUCACAGGACAACUUCCUCACCUCCACUCUGCAGGAUUUCUUCCAGUUUGCCAGUGGGCCUGCUGUGGAUAGCUCACUCCGCAAGAGAGCAGAGAAAUUUAAAGCUCAUCUGACCAAGAAGUUUCGCUGGGAUUUUGACGCCGACCUGGACGACUGUGCUCCUGUGGUGGUCGAGCUGCCUGAAGGUUUAGCCAUGGACUGAUAACUGUCUAAUAUCUCCAGUCUAUUGACCAGUGUGUCAUCACAACAAGAAUGAGAUCGCCUUGUUAUAGCAGAUCCAGCCCUUUGUUUUCUUCUCAAGUUUUAUGAACACUCUUGUGGUUUAACUUCUUUCUGAGGUCAAAGUUGGGUUUAAAUACUUUAAUAUCUGAGAAAGUAUUUCGUUGUGCCAUGCAAAUGACUAUACAUGGAAUCUUUGUGCUACAAUAAAUUAAAUUUGGUUUGUUAAAACGUGGCUUUUCUUUUUUUUUAUGUGGUCAGAAAAUUAUUUUGUUUCUGUAAACUCUGUUUUUUGCACCCCUAAAUUUUAAUUUCUUUAUCAGGCAGAGGUCGUUAAUAUAGUAGGGAAAAAAUUCAUAUCGCCACCACUAGAUAGCGCCAUUGCGCCCUCAUAGCGUCCAGUCUUUUUUU
Messenger RNA from Synchiropus splendidus (mandarinfish), 1832 nucleotides. It is a transcript of the gene aar2, whose product is annotated as AAR2 splicing factor. The transcript has 3 exons. The record is from RefSeq and is a predicted model, not a curated record. The coding region runs from base 241 to 1404 and encodes 387 amino acids. Gene Ontology annotation, biological process: spliceosomal tri-snRNP complex assembly. NCBI's taxonomy places the organism in Eukaryota, Metazoa, Chordata, Actinopteri, Syngnathiformes, Callionymidae.